Sander lucioperca (pikeperch) is the source of this 990-nucleotide messenger RNA. RefSeq lists its product as uncharacterized. Lineage: Eukaryota; Metazoa; Chordata; Actinopteri; Perciformes; Percidae. The record is from RefSeq and is a predicted model, not a curated record. Bases 6 to 797 code for a protein of 263 amino acids. The transcript has 4 exons.
CUCAGAUGGUCAAGAAAAGAUUUUCUCUUAACUUUCACUCAACGAUUUAUUCCAAAUUAACGCUUCCACUGAGAACUGCCUACAUCCUGACAACAACUAAAGACUCCCAGAGACUGACACAACAAACUUCCAUCAUGGAAAAUGUUAAUGUGCCAAACCACCUGCGAGACCAUGACUACUGCAGAGAAAGGAGAACUUCUGCACGCCAGGCAGAGAGUGUAAGGACGCUUGCAGCACAGUGUCCAUGCUGCAGUGACGACCAGGUGCCGAAUGUAAAGAGAAAGCGCCAGCACUCUACUACUGCUGCAGAACUUCCCCGGAAGAGGAAGCGGACCUCUAUGGCUCAUCCUUCCAAAGCUUCUGCUGUGAAUCCAGCUGCUGGAGAGCCAAAGGUGUUGGACUGGGAUGCCACUCCUCAGCCUUCCACCUCAGCUGCUGACAUUCCAGAGUUAUUGAAUUUGGUCCCAAAGCCUCGGACCACCACCCCACCUGCUGACCUUCCUGCUCCACUGCACCAUGACAGCCCUCUGAAAAUACACAACCGUUCAGUAGAAGAGUACCAGCAGAUCUACCAUGAAGUUGUAGAUGAUAUGCUGAAGUACAAGAGCAGCAGUCUGCAUCCGUACAGUUUAGCGCUCGGACGUCGCAUCAAGCAGAAGCUGUGGGAAAAGCUGGAUCGUCCCACGUUCACAGAAUCACUGGAUGGAGACGGCCUGGUGCAUGUGGACGUCUCAUACGGGGUCGGGGUCUAUCCUCCACUUUAUGAUGUGGAUAUCACGGGAGAACCUAAUCCCUAAACACUCCCAAAGAAAAGAGCGUAGAACUAAAAUGAAAUAUUAUCAUUUUAGUUCAAUGAGAUAACAUUUGUAAAUAAUAUUGUAGAUAAACUUUAAGUAUUGUAGUUUUAUGUUUAAGUAUUGUAGUUGUAAGUUUUAGUAUUGUAGUUUUAACUUUAAGUAUUGUAGUUUUAAGUUUAAGUGUUGUAGUUUU